AGUCAAAUUAUUACCUUCAGGGGAUACCCUAGUGAGGAGUACGAAGUGACAACAGAAGAUGGGUAUAUCCUUUCUGUUAACAGAAUCCCUUAUGGAAGAAAAGGCCGUGACAGGAGCAAAGGUCCAAGGCCUGCUGUAUUUCUGCAGCAUGGUUUGCUUGCAGAUGCUAGCAAUUGGAUCACAAAUUUGGAUUACAACAGCCUCGGCUUUAUGCUGGCAGAUGCUGGCUAUGAUGUAUGGCUGGGAAACAGCAGAGGGAACACCUGGUCCAGGAAACAUACACACUUCACAGUGAAGCAAGAAGAAUUCUGGGUUUUCAGCUUUGAUGAAAUGGCUAAGUAUGACAUUCCAGCCUCAGUGGACUUUAUUUUGAAGAAAACUGGCCAGAAACAAGUCUUUUACAUUGGCCAUUCACAGGGCACCACAAUGGCUUUCAUUGCUUUUUCAACUUUGCCACAGCUGGCUAAGAAAAUCAAAAUGUUCUUUGCCUUGGCACCAGUAGCUACAGUCAAGUUUGCCACUAGCCCUCUGGCAAAAUUGGGAGUGUUUCCUGACCUGCUACUCAAGGACAUGUUUGGAAAGAAACAAUUCCUCCCUCAGAAUUCUUUGCUGAAGUGGCUUGCUACUCAUGUUUGCACCCACAGAAUACUUGAUGACCUUUGCGGCAACAUAUUCUUUCUUCUGUGUGGUUUUAAUGAGAGAAACUUGAAUAUGAGCCGAGUGGAUGUGUAUUCAACACACUGCCCUGCAGGGACAUCUGUACAAAACAUGAUCCACUGGAGCCAGGCUGUGAAGACUGGGGAACUCAAAGCUUAUGACUGGGGAAGCAAGGCUGCAAAUAUGGCUCAUUACAACCAGUCUACUCCCCCUUUCUACAAAAUAAAAGAGAUGACUGUACCAACAGCAGUGUGGACUGGUGGACAGGACUGGCUGGCAGACCCAAAGGAUGUUGCUAUGCUGCUCACUCAGAUCACAAACUUGGUUUACCACAAAAAUAUUCCAGAAUGGGAACACUUGGAUUUCAUCUGGGGCCUUGAUGCACCUUACCGCAUGUAUAAUGAAAUAAUUAACAUGAUUAGGAAAUAUCUCUAAACCAACAUGGUAUUUCAGAGUAUUGGUUCACUAGGAAUUCAUCUUUUUGGAACGUAUGCUUUUCUGGCAAUAAUGCUAACAUUUUUUUAUUUAUGAUGCAUUUUUAAAAUGCCAGCAAUGACUACUGAAUUGGAUUCAUAUAUGGCUGUUUUUCUCAAUAUUAUUUCUCUCUCCUGCAGAAAUCCUCAUUAUAUCCUGCUGAUUUUGCACACAGUGGCAUGGUACUCAAAA
Messenger RNA from Balearica regulorum gibbericeps (East African grey crowned-crane), 1323 nucleotides. The record is from RefSeq and is a predicted model, not a curated record. NCBI's taxonomy places the organism in Eukaryota, Metazoa, Chordata, Aves, Gruiformes, Gruidae.